CCCGUCCGUUACCAGAGUUACAUCUUUCUCGCAUAACCUAUACGUCGUGUAAACACCUGUUGCAGUGUCGCGCAUCAACGACAACGUCGUAAACGGACGGCCGUCAUUAUAAACUUAUAAACACAAGAUUAAUAUUGUAUCACAGUACACAUUUUAUACAGUGUUUGUAUAGAUAACGCUAUCUCGCGAAAUGCAACAAGACGACGGUAAGAAUUGUAAUGCUACAGCCGUUGGGGCCAACGGCCUACAGACGACCGGCGGAGAUCACAAACAGCAACCUUACGAUGAAGAGGUAGACAAACUGAUCGAAUGGUUGCGGAACAUGCCUCAUUUGCCAAACAUUAAUGACCGAGCAUGGUUGCGAAACUGUUUUAUUGGACGAAAACUCCGAAUAGAGAGGACAAAAGAAUCUUUGGAUGGAUAUUUUUGCUGCAGAGCGCUGAUCGACGAAUUUUUCGGCGUCCGUGAUCCGCUCGGAGAUGACGUCCAGACGGCGAUGCGAAAAACGUGGUUUGGGUUUUCCACCAAUUUGACGGACGACGGUUACCAGGUCAUAGUGACAAGAAAUAUCACUGACGAAGACGUUUCCGGCAGAUAUUUAGACCAGUGGACAAAAUACUUUUACAUGUGCAUCGACUGGAACUUGAAGCAGGAAUCGGUAAACGGUGUGAUCAUUAUUUACGACAUGGCCACGACGAACAAAAACGAAAUACUCACUCAAGUGACGCCGAAUUUUCUUAGAAAGUCCUUACAAUGUUCGACAUUUUUCCCGUACAAACUUAUACAAGUCCACUUCAUAAACGUACCAUCAUAUGCAGCCGUAGUGUUCAAUAUUUUAAAGUCUCUGGUUCCCAAAAAAAUUCAAUCUCGAAUAUUUAUGCACAAUAACCCAUCCGAUGUACUACAACAUAUCCAAAAAGAAUGCGUUCCAUCAGAUUUAGGAGGUUGUGAUAAAUCUAUCCGAGAACUGGGCGAAUUCUGCAAGGAGAACAUUAUAGCGGAAAGAGAAAUGUUCAUGAACGGAAUACUUUCAUUAAAAGCGGACAUGGACAAAAAACCGAAAGAUACAAACAGCAAUGAACAAUCGGAACUCUUCGGAUUUGACGGGAACUUCAAACAAUUGAAUAUCGAUUGAAAAGUUUAUUUUGUUUAAUCAUAAUGCUGGUAGAUGCUUAUUAAAAAGCAUAACAAAUACAUUUACAGUUCUUAAUAUUACAAUAAAAAUAGUUGGUGAAUACAUAAUACAAAUUUUAAUUUCAAUCAUAAUGUAAUACUGCAUAUUUUUAUAGUAUUGUGGUAAUUAUGUUUUUUUUUUUUUUAGUAACCAUUUUAAGUUUAUUUA
Messenger RNA from Rhopalosiphum padi (bird cherry-oat aphid), 1342 nucleotides. RefSeq names its product retinaldehyde-binding protein 1-like. The record is from RefSeq and is a predicted model, not a curated record. NCBI's taxonomy places the organism in Eukaryota, Metazoa, Arthropoda, Insecta, Hemiptera, Aphididae. The transcript is spliced from 6 exons. Bases 191 to 1135 code for a protein of 314 amino acids. Gene Ontology annotation, cellular component: membrane. Gene Ontology annotation, molecular function: phosphatidylinositol bisphosphate binding.